This is a messenger RNA of Fundulus heteroclitus (mummichog), 2486 nucleotides long. It is a transcript of the gene pkdc, whose product is annotated as protein kinase-like domain containing. The coding region runs from base 213 to 1175 and encodes 320 amino acids. The record is from RefSeq and is a predicted model, not a curated record. The transcript has 2 exons. NCBI's taxonomy places the organism in Eukaryota, Metazoa, Chordata, Actinopteri, Cyprinodontiformes, Fundulidae.
CGGCCAACAGGAAGCAAACAGUCCGUCCUGCUUUCUAGCAUUUAGCUUCCUUUAAUGUCCUUCAUCUGUUUUGUUUUUUCGUGUUUACAAUAGCCGCUUUAAUUGUUUCGCGGUUUUGCGAUGCUAUGAUUUAUAUGUUCAAUCAGAUCAAAACAAAUGUAAACACGCUGUGAUUCUUACCCCCGUGGUCCACGCCGGACGUGUCCGCGCAAAUGAAGCAGGAGUACCGGGACCUCGUCCUGCACACAUGCGGCGCUUCGUCCCUGCGCGUCGGCGCUAAGAUCCAGACUCUGUGGAGCGGCUACGGCGAGAUCGUGCGGCUGCACCUUGAGGGCUGUGGGCGGCCCUCCGUGGUGGUCAAACACGUCCAGUUCCCCCAGGAGGCAGAACACCCCGGCGGCUGGAACACGGACCGCUCCCACGCCCGUAAAGUGAGGUCCUACCAGGUGGAGACCCACUGGUACCAGAACUACGCCGCCGACCGGAGCUGUCGCAUCCCCGCCUGCCUCGCCGCCCGGUCCUACGGCGACGAGAUGCUGAUGGUGCUGGAAGACCUGGAUGUGGCGGGCUAUGACCAGAGGAGGACCAGCGUUGAGGUGGAAGAGAUAAAGGCGUGCCUGAGCUGGCUCGCCCACUUCCAUGCUCUCUUCCUGGGUGUGGCCCCAGAGGGUCUGUGGCCCGUCGGCACCUACUGGCACUUGGAGACCCGGCCGGACGAGCUGGACGCCAUGGACGACGGCGAGCUCAAAGCGGCGGCGGGCGACAUCGACAGGGUCCUCAACGAGUGUCGCUUCAAAACCAUCGUUCACGGAGACGCCAAGCUGGCCAACUUCUGCUUCUCCGGGAGCGGACCGGACGUGGCUGCCGUGGACUUCCAGUACGUCGGCGGUGGCUGUGGGAUGAAAGACGUUGUGUAUUUUCUCGGUAGCUGCAUGGAUGAGAAGGAGUGCGAGAGACGGGUGCCAGGGUUGCUGGACCACUAUUUCACCGAGCUGGAGGCAUUUGUUAAAAAGGACGUGGACUUUAAUGCUCUUGAGAAAGAGUGGAGGGAGAUGUUUGCGUUCGCAUGGACGGACUUCCACCGUUUCCUGCUGGGAUGGAUGCCGGGACACUGGAAAAUCAAUCGGUACAGUAAGCAGCUGACCAAGGAGGUUCUGCACAAACUGAAGCACUAAUAACGACGACUGUCACUGGAAAACUGGGAAAAGAGACUCCCAAACAAGCACUUUACUUCACCCUGUGCUGUUUAACAUGCUGUCGGUGACUUAAUUGUUCAGCAAGACUAUUUCGCAUCAAAAAUUGCUUUUACACAAUUUUGAAAAAAAUUGUUGUACCCGUAAGCUUAAAGCGUUUAUUAAACAUUUUUAUUUUCAACAUUCACUUUAGCGCUGUUGUCUUGCAGCAAGAAGGGCCUGGGUUUGAGUUUGCAUUAAUCUCGUGGAGCAAUAACACUGCAGGGUUUGCCGAGGAUGUGAUCAUUUUCAGAGAAACCCUCAGAGAGACCGCACCACAGAGCCAAAGCGUACAAAUCAAAUCAUUUAUUUCCCAACGCAUGAAGCCUCAUUAGGGAAAAUGAAUGCUGUCAGGUGUAAAUGUUUCCAUUUAUGCGACCAGUAUCAAAGAUAACGAGAUGCUAGUCAUGAGUUUACAGACACUCAUCCUGGCAGUGAAAUACAAUUAUUAAUUUGUGGCUUUUAAUUACUUAUUUUAACCAUUCUUUGGUUGCUUUUGUCUGGCUUGUGAUGUUUUGGCAAUGAGCCGUUUUUCCAUUUUAACUUGACCACCUCUUUAUCUUUUCAAACUUUUUAUGUGGCAUCAAACUACAAAUGUCACCAAACAUUUUACUGGGCUCUGAGGGCCUGGAUGCACGGCGCCUAACUACUAUUGCACACCAGGCGAUUCUUUGCAACAUGCAUGUAGCGAUCCAUGAUAUUGAGACAACUUUUUUGAUAUAUUGUGCAGCCCUAGUGACCAAAAAAUAUAUUGUAAUUCAAAGUUGUACACCCGUUUUUUUUUUGUUUGUUUGUUUUAUCAUUGAAGGUUUUAAGUCAGUCCUGUUCACCUUUAAAAUGAUCAGUUCAAUUAAAUCAAAAGUCCUAAAUGUAUAUGCUGUUCAUGUCAGUGAUGCUUGCAUAAAAACGUCAGACUAGUGCUUGCCAGAGCCUGCCCUCCCCUCUCCUAUUCCUGAGGGCCCCUCACUCAUCGUUACCUUCUUCCACCUGGAGACCGAAUCACGUUUGCUGAUCCUGAAGUCAAAGAGGCAGCUAUUAAUGUUGACUGGAUACUCAACAAAUCUGCCACAUUUAGACAUUUAAACACUAAUAAGGUGAUCUUAACAGUGUUUGGGGGAAAUUAAACAUUGACAGAGGACAGCAUGAACACUUUUUUUUUUUUUUUACAACCAUAGGACACAGAGCACUGGCCAUACCUAAGGAAAACAAUUAUAUUAUUGAGCAAGGUAAUAAAUGUUAUCCCUUGUAUUUUCA